Molecule: messenger RNA, 1228 nt
Organism: Helianthus annuus (common sunflower)
Lineage: Eukaryota; Viridiplantae; Streptophyta; Magnoliopsida; Asterales; Asteraceae
Product: calsequestrin-1-like
Exons: 9
Coding region: 169-738 (189 amino acids)
Biological process (GO): transcription by RNA polymerase III
Cellular component (GO): RNA polymerase III complex
Source: RefSeq, a predicted model, not a curated record
UUACCAUUUACCCUGUGUUACUACUCUUUACCCAAUUACCAUUAACCCUACCUCCCCCUAUCCACCGCUGCCGGAGCUACGAUUUUCAGGUUUCCGGCUGGCAGCAGCCACUGUUGACCGGCAGUCCACAGGAGAUUGAAGUUGCAUUUGGUGCCACGGUUUGUUCAGAUGGCGUAUGGACAAAAGGGACGUGGUAAGAAAUUCGAUCGCCCUCGUGCAAAAGAAGAGACGUAUGAAAUAUAUCCUGAAAUCAAAGAAUUCCCUGAUGUUAAUCUCAAACAAAAAGAAGAUUUCAGUAAAUUAAUAUCAUGGGGUGACGCUUUGCGAAGGUUUUGGGUUUCAUCUCCUUAUUAUUUGGAGGCUGCGGGUCAAGAUUCUGAAAGAAAUAUAAGAAAGCCUCCACUUUCAGACUUUAUGAAGGUUACUGAUGGCUAUGUUCCUGCAGAGCUAGUUACAAGGAAUGCGAGGCGCAGCAAUAAGAAGGUCCGAUGGGAUCCACAAUCAGACCUACAGAGAUUGGAUCUCUUUGAGAGGCUAGAUCAAGGGCCUCAGGGUCAAGAUGACGUUAAAAAGGAAAAGAAAGAAGAUGAAGAUGAUGAUGAUGAGGAGGAUAUUGAAAAUAUUGAAGAUGAAGAAGAGGACAGUGAUGAUUAUAAUCAGAACAUUGACUUUGAUGACGAUGAAGAUGUCUUCAACAUGGAUGAUGAUCUCGAUGGUGAUGAGGGGGGUUAUUACUAGAAGCUGCUUUGCUUGCUCAUCAGAUUCAAUAACCAGCCACAUAUCGGUACAUAUUUUGAUCUGCAUAUGAGGUUACUAGUUCCAUAAGAUUGAGAACAAUACGAAAACACCCUGGGCAUAUAAUCGUUCUACUGAGUAGUAUUCCAGUCAUUUUACUUCAGUAUAAGACCUUUUUUAUAUAUAAAUUUUGUUUUGAUUUUAUAUGUUUAUUUAAAUUUGAUGAUUAUUAGGAUUAGAUAGAAAAUUCAACUUACAGCUAUACUUUGUUAAGCAUUAGAUGGAAAUGCACAGAUUAUUAUUUAGAAACAAUCAAAGGGAGAUCAGGAGGCAAUCGGCGGGCUUAAACAAACAUUCAAGGGGGGAGAUCGGAAUUUUUGCAUACAAAAUACACUAAUUCUUUUUCAAGGGUACGCCAGUGACUCCAACCCGCCGCCGCCGCCACCACCUUCGACGUUACUUCAGUCCGUCAUCAUUAGGCACCAUAAAAAUA